UCUCAAUGCUGUUAAAGUUCCUCAGUGCUGCUUCCCUCCUCAAUGGCGUCCUCUCUCCUCCUCUCCACCUCGCCUUGUCUCCAUCGCCUCGCCGUCCUUCGAUUCCCUUCCAAACCCUCGCGGAACUCUAGCCCUACCCUUUCUGAGAGCUUCUUCUUGUUGAAAACCAAUCCAUCCAAGUCUCUCCGGCUUAUCGGAAGGGUUUACGCCAGAGGAACCUCUUUCGGAGGCACGGGAGGCGGAGAAAACACCUCCGAAGAUGCUUUUGUUGGUGAGGAUUCUGCUGCGUUUCAGUUGGAGAAGCAGAGCCUUGUUUCUUGGGUUUACUUCUCUGCAAUUCUCGGUGUGGUCCUUUUUGCGCUCAAUGUCUUGUGGAUUGAUCCUUCCACGGGAUUCGGAAAGGCGUUUGUGGACGCUGUUUCGGGGAUUUCAGAGAGCCAUGAGGUGGUGAUGUUGGUUCUUAUCUUCAUUUUUGCACUUGUGCACAGUGGCUUGGCUAGUCUUAGAGAUGCUGGAGAGAAAGUUGUAGGUGAGAGGGCUUACCGAGUUCUGUUUGCUGGGAUCUCACUCCCUCUAGCUGUUAGUACUAUUGUGUAUUUCAUAAAUCACCGUUAUGACGGCGCUCAACUUUGGCAAGUUCAGGGUGUUUCUGGAAUCCAUGAGCUGGUGUGGAUCUUGAAUUUCAUUUCCUUCUUUUUCCUAUACCCUUCCACCUUCAAUCUGUUAGAAGUUGCAGCAGUUGAUAAACCCAAAAUGCAUUUAUGGGAGACUGGAAUUAUGAGAAUCACAAGACAUCCACAGAUGGUUGGGCAGGUAAUCUGGUGCUUAGCUCAUACCCUGUGGAUUGGUAAUUCGGUGGCCGUUGCAGCCUCGGCCGGUCUUAUUGCACACCACUUAUUCGGCGUCUGGAAUGGUGAUAGAAGAUUAGCAAUUCGAUAUGGUGAAGCUUUUGAAGCUCUAAAGAACCGAACAAGUGUAGUCCCUUUCACAGCAGUUUUAGAAGGACGCCAAAAGCUACCAAAAGACUACCACAAGGAAUUCAUUCGAUUACCUUACUUUACAAUCACAGUUCUGACACUCGGUGCGUAUUUUGCUCAUCCACUUAUGCAGGCAUCUAGCUUUCAGCUGCACUGGUAGGAAUUGUAACUUCAACCACACUAUGAAACACUUAUUUACAAUGAAAAUGAAUGGUUAAGAGAACAUAAUCGAAUUACUAA
This is a messenger RNA of Dioscorea cayenensis subsp. rotundata (Guinea yam), 1217 nucleotides long. RefSeq names its product 15-cis-zeta-carotene isomerase, chloroplastic. Gene Ontology annotation, cellular component: chloroplast. NCBI's taxonomy places the organism in Eukaryota, Viridiplantae, Streptophyta, Magnoliopsida, Dioscoreales, Dioscoreaceae. The transcript has 4 exons. Gene Ontology annotation, molecular function: 9,15,9'-tri-cis-zeta-carotene isomerase activity. The record is from RefSeq and is a predicted model, not a curated record. Gene Ontology annotation, biological process: carotene biosynthetic process. The coding region runs from base 43 to 1137 and encodes 364 amino acids.